CGCGAUCGUGGCCGUUCUCGGGCUUUUCUCCGACGUUGGACGUAUAUUUGAUUCUUUAAAUGUGUUCGGUAGCUUUAUUCUGUGAAUAAUGUUUGGGGAUGCAGUCUAAAUUAAAAAAAGGAGAAGUGCAAAAGUGCAAACAAUGCAAAUAAUAUUUUUUACCGCAUCCUUUAAAUCUAAAUAGUAAGAAGAGGAAAAUUAAUGAUGCAAAAGAUAUAAUAGAUUGCAUUUAACGAAUACAAUGGUUGAGUAAUUCAUCAAUGUAAUUGAUUUAAAUUUAGGAAUGUAACAAUAAAGACUGAUAAUCACUGAUCGCUUACUGAUCGUACGAUUCAUUCCGUUGAAUGCAGCUAUAAGAUAGUCUUUAUCUGCAAAAAUAAUGAACAAUAUGUUAAUUUUUAUUCCACAAUUAUUGCAUACCAAACGAUCUGGUUAUUUACUUGGUAAAGUGAUAUAUGAUACCCGUAAUGAUUUGAAAAAAUUUUACGUUAUCACUUUGCGUGAAGUGACCUCGGUAGAUUUAAUUAAAUCUACAUUAGAUGUUAUUGGAUAUUAUUCCAAUGUAGACGAUGCAAAUGAAGAAAUUAUAGAAUACAAACAUCCACAUUGGAUACACAUUGUAAUGAAACCUUCUAAGACAAGUAAUCAAGGCAAUAAAUAUCAUCUAAUGAGUAUAAUUUUUAACAAUAAGAAAAUGAAUCUGUCAGCGAUACGUACAAUAAUGAUUCUGUAUGAUCAACAAGUAUUAUAUGAAACAGAAUUGUUUGAAAGUGAAGCAGAAUCGAGCAAUCAUUUUCAUGAACUUGCAAGACUUAUACAAAACAAAAAAGAUGAGUUAACAAUUAAAUCCAGAUUUGUGUGCAUCUGGGAAACUCUGUUGACUUAUCAUAUGUUCCUUUAUUUGUAUCCUGUCCAAUCGCUAUCCAAAGUAACAGAGAGGUUAUUACCAAUCUUAAAAUAUUCUUCCCUUGGCUUGCACAUCUACGAUUGGCUGGAGAAUAUCAAAUGGAUGUUGGCAAUGGUCAUACAAAACAAGAAUUUUAAAUUAAAAACAGGAAACUAUGCAUUAGCAAUUAUGAUAGAUAUCGCAUUAGGAAUCUUUGUAUUGCAAUUAUUGCAAUAUUAUAUCAAAGAGAGCCCAUCGCAACUUCUUCUAAAUAAUGCAGAAAAAGUUGUAGAAACUUUAAAGGAUCUGAUAAAUUGGUUAAUGGGUGUACCAGCUGGUUUGAAGCUCAACCAUGCUCUGAAUAAUACUAUGGGCAAAUUCUUCUUGUAUCAUAUACAAUUAUGGUGGACAUUUUUAAUAUUUUCAAAGCCGCUUUUGGAUCUUGCAUUUGAGAUAUUGCUCUUAUUUGGAAGACUGGGCUUCACAUUUCAAAUAUCCAUUGUUGCAGAUCUUUUGGCCCUUGUUAGUUUUCAUACAUACUGUAUUUAUGUUUAUGCAGCAAGACUUUUCAAUAUCCAAUUGAGAGGAAUCACGGCACUUUUUAGACUUUUCCUUGGGAAAAAGAAGAAUCCCCUACGUGAAAGAGUGGACUCUUGUCAAUAUCAAACAGAUCAAUUGUUUGUUGGGACACUAUUAUUUACCAUUCUUUUGUUCUUAAUGCCAACAACAUGGAUAUAUUACAUUGUAUUUACGUUGCUCAGAUUAAUGGCAAUUGCAUUUGGCGGUUUUUUGACCAGAUUAAAAUUUUAUCUGCAAGUUAUGCCUGUCUAUACCUUUUGGAAAUGGUUGUUACGAUCUUACAGCAUUUGUAGCAUUGUAGAUAUCAGAUUGCAUCCUUGUUGCACGAAAGAACUGACGAUAUUGUCAAUGACCAUGGUUGUUGCACCUUGGAAAUUUACAUGGAAAAAGUGCAUUCCAGAUACAAUCAUUUGUCAUCCAUUGAUCGAGUGGUGCACAAUAUUAAAUAGCAUUAUAUGGGGCCAUUUAUUAUACCCAUUAUGAAAAACCAUUUCUUAAACAUCUCUAUUUCUCUUAUUUAUAAUAAAAUACACUUCUCUAA
Pogonomyrmex barbatus (red harvester ant) is the source of this 2006-nucleotide messenger RNA. It is a transcript of the gene PIG-Q, whose product is annotated as phosphatidylinositol glycan anchor biosynthesis class Q. The record is from RefSeq and is a predicted model, not a curated record. Gene Ontology annotation, biological process: GPI anchor biosynthetic process. Gene Ontology annotation, cellular component: membrane; endoplasmic reticulum. Lineage: Eukaryota; Metazoa; Arthropoda; Insecta; Hymenoptera; Formicidae.